UACGCCAAACCGGAAGUGUGUAAACCGGGCUGGGGAAUCAACUGACGUACACUUCGAGGGUAGAGGACAACAUACCAUGGAAUUGUGUGAACGAUUUCUCGGUUUAGUUUCUAACAUGUAUUUCGACUAACUUGUCUGUUUUAAACUUGAUGUUUUAAGACGUACGUGUAGCGUUAGGCGCUUGUAUAUUGGUCGUGGCAGUUUCAAUCCCCAAGAGAGAGAGAGAGAGAGAGACAGAGAGACAGAGAGAAAGAAGGAGAAGCAGAAGCUUUCGUCAUCACUACAAACCUGCUGUAUAGGUUCAAGUCGUCAAUCAGUUCAAAAGAAUAUUAACCGGAGUGUCCAGAUUUUGACAUAUAUGUACCAUGAGGCUUGCAGUGGCCCUCCGUGCGGUUGGUUUGGUUCUGCUUUUGGGCUGCACUUGGCUUCUAGCCAAUUCUAUGCUCGGAGGGGAUAGUAACUCCUUAAUAGGGGGUCUCAUUAAUGGUAGACAAGAAGAGCCUACUCCAGAACCAAGACUACGCAAGUACAAGUGUGGCCUGUCUGCGGCAUGUCCCCCCAAACAUCUCGCAUUCAGACUGAUCUCAGGGGCUGCCAAUGUCAUCGGCCCCAAAAUCUGUGUGGAAGAUAAAGUUCUUGUCAGCAGUGCCAAAAACAAUGUUGGCAGAGGUCUCAAUAUUGUUUUAGUAAAUGGGGUUACUGGAGAAGUUUUGGAAAUAAGUGCAUUUGAUAUGUGGGCAGGAGAUGUUUCAGAUCUCCUGAAGUAUCUUCGCCCAAUCCAUGAAGGAACACUAGUAUUCGUGGCCUCAUUUGAUGACCCAGCCAGCAAGCUGAAUGAAGAAGCCCGCCGGCUGUUUGAGGAGUUGGGGAGCACAGCAGCAAAGGAACUAAGUUUCAGGGACAGCUGGGUGUUUGUCGGAGCCAAAGGAAUAGAAAACAAGAGCCCAUUUGAACAGCGAAUGAAGAACAGUAAAAGCAGUAAUAAAUAUGAGGGCUGGCCUGAAUCUCUGGAGAUGGAUGGAUGUGUUCCCUUGCGUGCUCCUUUGGAAACUUAAGUUCCUGCCGCGACUUUGAACUGUAAUACCUCAAUCACAGUGAACGAAGAGCUCUUCGUACAAAUUGAUUUUGUUUUAAGUGAAAGCUCAUAAAUUACUCAGCUACCUAAAUGUUUUGUUGAUGAAGAGGGCCAGGGUGGAUAUUUUUUACUUAAGGUUUAUAUACAGCUGGUUGCAGCAUUGCUGAAGCGUUAUUAUUUUAAAGGCAAGGGAAGGAACGGAAACACAAAUAAAACUAUAUUAUAAAUUAAUUGAAUAAUAAUUUUUUGUUUUUUCACAAAAAGUAUUGUCGCAUUACAUAUUUUAAACAAUAUUUAAAAAGUUUGCUAUAUUUAUACAAUUAAAAAAUGUGUCAUGGCACAACUGGGUGUCUACCCAGCUGUUUGUAAAGGCUAAUGGACCAACAAACAUUCAAUUCUGAUUGUUGGGUUUUGUUCGAUCAGUUUGAUCCUUCUUGGUGGGUUGCAAGAGCAGAAUUGGAGUGCACACGUUUCACAACACUCGUUGUAUCCAUCCAGCCUGUUGAUGUUUCUUGGUGUUGCAGGAUCAAAUUAAAAUGCAUUUACUUCUAGAGACAGAUGACUACAUUGGAGAAUGUGAGUGAUUGUUGUUAUCAAUGUUUUAAGCUAUGCUGUCAUGUCAUUAAACCCCUUAAUUUUUACUCUGGAAUGUAACACA
This is a messenger RNA of Triplophysa dalaica, 1733 nucleotides long. It is a transcript of the gene fam3a, whose product is annotated as FAM3 metabolism regulating signaling molecule A. Lineage: Eukaryota; Metazoa; Chordata; Actinopteri; Cypriniformes; Nemacheilidae. The coding region runs from base 366 to 1055 and encodes 229 amino acids. The transcript has 10 exons. The record is from RefSeq and is a predicted model, not a curated record.